Molecule: messenger RNA, 1699 nt
Organism: Sclerotinia trifoliorum
Lineage: Eukaryota; Fungi; Ascomycota; Leotiomycetes; Helotiales; Sclerotiniaceae
Source: the annotation of a GenBank genome assembly
GCAGCAUGGUCCGGAGCCCGCUCAAAAUACAAUCAAUUGAAUCAUGGGGGGGAAAUUCUUACCCCCGAGGGUAUCAAUAGAUACAAUGGAUACAAUAGGAAGUCCUUUCUGGUGGAAUACCUUCAAUCCCACAAAGUGCAUUUGUCAAUUUCUCAAUCUUCUUGGAUUCUUGGAGAUCUUCUGCUGCAAUCGUUCAAACGUACAAUUCGAAUAUCUAACUCAAACGUAUAAUUCCAACAUACCAAUUUCUAAGCUUCGCGGCUCUCGAUACCCAAGUACCCCAUUUUAACAAUGAUUUUCACAAAGCCUGCAGAACGGUGCCUCAAUAAUAUGAGCGAAUCAUCCGUAAAGAAAGCGUUGUGCAUUGUGGCAUCCCACAUUUACUCUCAGGAGGGAGGAAUACAGUGGUUGAAUGAUCAACUUGGUCAAUUUGGUUGUACUGCAGAUGGCUUGAUUAACGAAGUCUUGACUGAUCCGGAACUCACACAACAUCCAAUUGGACAAGAUAUCCAUCACAGGUAUCAUCUUCACAAUAAUCCAAAUGAUGAACACGCUGCUGCAUACCAAGCAUCAGCUACUUCAACUGGCAGCAAGGACAAGGGUGCUCAUCCACCCCAAAAAUCUUUCGCUUAUGCACCAAUCCAUCCUCAAGUACUUGUAGAGCAAGCGAAAAUUUUACCCAGUGAAGACUACGUUGGAAUCCCAAACUCAGACGAACAACCUGUCGAAGAACAAGCCCCUGAGGUAUUUAGCCAAUUGGGAACUUCUGAGAACUCUUCUACUGCUCAUCCCUCGAGCGCAAAACAGAUCUUGGCGACGUCAUCAAACGCUACUCCUUUUCCAUCACCAGCUCAUACUCCUUGUUCAUCCCCAGCUCCCUUGAACAAGCGAGGACACUCUAGCCAUGACGAUUCGGAUAAUGGAGAAGAUACCAAGCCUACUCGACCACCAGCCAAGAAGCUGAAGAAAUCCAACACCAAACCACCAACCUCAACUUCUUCCACUCCUACAACCACUACCUCCAAUUCCUCCUCCCACAAACCCACAACCACAUCUUCUACCCGCCGACCAUCCUGGACGCCCGAGGAGACCGAGCAAGUCUACAAAUGUCUCGUGGCACGACGAGAAAAAGAAGCUUCAAUUCCCGGUCUCGUUAAACUCUACGAUGCACCACUUUGGUUGCAUAUAUCUGAAGCGCUUGCUGGUGUAUAUGGUAUUCAUCGUACACCUAGUGGGUGUAAAGCUAAUUGGAAUCGAUCUGGUCGGGAUAAAUAUGGAUUUGAUGAACGAUCGGCUUUGAAGAGAUCGGAGGCUUUGGCUACUAGUUUGCAGGUUUCUAAGAAGAAUGUGAAGAAUGUGAAGAAGAAGAAGAAGAAGAAGAAGAAGAAGAAGAGGGUUGUUGUUGAGGAGGAGGAUGAUUAUGAUGAUGAUGAAUAGAUGGCCGUGGAUUUAUUGGAUUUCUCUUGUUUUUUCUUUGGUUGCUUUGUUUCUCUGGAGUUAUCUGGUCAUAUAACAGUUACUUGGUUUCUUUGCUUCUUUUCUCCCCUUUCACAGUGGUGUUGGCUCAUCAUAUGGUGUUUCUUGUUUUUCUUUGGCUCAUCUCAUAAAGUGGCUCUUUGGUCUUAAUGACAUGAUGAUUACAUGUCUCUCAACAUAGUAGUUGCUGUUCCAGUACUUAUAGUCUUUACUUAACAUUACA